Drosophila ficusphila is the source of this 1740-nucleotide messenger RNA. Its product is annotated as juvenile hormone esterase. The record is from RefSeq and is a predicted model, not a curated record. The transcript is spliced from 4 exons. The coding region runs from base 1 to 1740 and encodes 579 amino acids. NCBI's taxonomy places the organism in Eukaryota, Metazoa, Arthropoda, Insecta, Diptera, Drosophilidae.
AUGUGGCGUCUCUGCGGAUUCGUUCUGCUCUUUUGCGGGCUAACUUCUGGCCAAAUUAGUGAGGAGGAUCUGGGGAAGGCUGUUCCGGAUGAGGACGAUCCCAUUUACAGCAAGGAACUAUCGGACUUGGUCAUCACCACAGCUUUGGGCAAAAUUCGUGGCACCAUUUUACCCUCACAAUCUGGACGGAAUUUCUAUGCCUUUCGGGGAAUUCCCUACGCAAAACCUCCAGUGGAUCGCCUUCGUUUUGAGCCACCGGAACCUGUGGAGCAGUGGUUCGAUAUACUGGACGCCACUUUCGAUGGCCCAAAGUGUCCACAAUUGGGUCUUAUAAGUGGAGAUGUCAGUGAGGAUUGCCUGCGGGUUAAUAUUUACACCAAGGAGCUGCCCAGCGAAGGGCAACCGAAUAUUCGAAGACCAGUGAUUGUGUUUAUUCAUCCUGGAGGAUUCUACUCCUUGUCCGGACAGAGCAAGAACUUCGCAGGUCCCCAGUAUUUUAUGGAUCGAAGAUUGGUACUGGUUACUUUUAAUUACCGUCUGGGGUCACUGGGUUUUCUGGCCACCGGAACUAAGGAAGCUCCAGGAAACAUGGGACUCAAGGAUCAAGUGCAACUCCUUCGGUGGGUUAAACUACACAUCUCACGUUUUGGAGGAGAUCCUAGUUCGAUUACACUCUUGGGUUAUGGAGCUGGUGCCAUGGCAGUGACUUUGCAUAUGGUUUCACCGAUGUCAAGGGGUCUUUUCCAUAAGGCAAUCGUGAUGAGUGGAGCAGUCACAGGUCAGUGGUCUUUACCGAAUCAUCAGAUGGAUGUGGCCACCAAACAGGCUACAUUGCUUCAUUGUCAUACGGAAAAUGUUACCGAAAUCGUGGAUUGCUUAAGAGGGAAACAUUACCUGGAAUAUGCAAACACGUUGCCAAAAAUGUUUGAGUUCGACAGGAAUAAUCCGUUGAUUUUGUGGAAGCCAGUUAUAGAACCAGAUUUUGGUCAAGAACGUUUUCUAAUCGAAGAUCCCAUUAGAAGCUACCAAAAUGAUGACUUUAUGAAGAUUCCAAUUAUAACUGGAAUGACCAAGGAUGAGUUUGUGGGACCAGCUUUAUCCAUCUUGCAAAGUCCUUCUCUCUUGAGCGCCCUGAAUGAAAAUUUUGAGAAAUUGGCUCCUGUGUUCUUUAUGUAUAAUGAGAGUGAUCCAAAAGUUGUUAAUAUCAGCCAGGAGUUACGGAAUCAUUAUUUCAAAGAUCAACCAAUUGAUGCCAAUUGUUCGCUUGAGGCUUUGUCCAAUCUUUACUCGGAUGCCUUGACGGGUUUCGGAAUCCAUCGUUUUGUCCAUCUGGCUGCCAGGUCAACGAAGGUCUACUACUAUCGAUUCGCUUAUCAGGGUGCCAGAAGUCACAUUUAUUAUCCGGAAGAUGCACCCUAUGGGGUGGUUCACCACGACGAUCUGAUGUAUCUGUUUGUGGAACCCUCGAUAAGUCGCAUGUUUACCGAAGAUGAUGAGGAGUUUCGCAUGGUGGAUGUUAUGGUGCGAAUGUUCUCUGCCUUUGCUUAUAAGGGUGAUCCCAACAAACCCACUGAUUUGGCUUUACGAGAUAUUCGCUGGCGUCCUUUUAGCUUCAAGAAACGCUACUUUCUAGACAUCGAUAAAAAUCUAACUCUGCAGGAAAACCUUAAUGCCGAGCGCUAUGAGAUCUGGAAAAGGCUGUUUCCCCUCAAUUGGCGACGUCAAACGAAAGAGGUUUAA